Sebastes umbrosus (honeycomb rockfish) is the source of this 1766-nucleotide messenger RNA. It is a transcript of the gene hoxa2b, whose product is annotated as homeobox A2b. Gene Ontology annotation, biological process: regulation of DNA-templated transcription. Lineage: Eukaryota; Metazoa; Chordata; Actinopteri; Perciformes; Sebastidae. Gene Ontology annotation, molecular function: DNA-binding transcription factor activity, RNA polymerase II-specific; DNA binding. The record is from RefSeq and is a predicted model, not a curated record. The transcript has 2 exons. The coding region runs from base 506 to 1528 and encodes 340 amino acids.
AUUCAAACAGUGGAUUGCAUAUAUGAAAACAGCCUUGAAAAAAGGGAAAAAAUAAAGUAUAUAAAAAAAGAAAGAAAGAAAUUUGACUUGACUUGACUUGAAAUGCACACACACUCACGCGCGCGCGUACUCGUAGGGCAGACUGCGUGGACGCGCAGGGGGUACAAGGGUGGGGGGGGAACAAACUGACCCCAAAAAAAUGUGUAAAUAAAGCAAACCCCCCCCCGGAAUGAGGCGUUACCCCUCCAGACUUUCUCGAUCAAUCACAGGGGACAGUGGCUUCUUUUGAUAAAAACCCCAAAUUGUCAUUGGGCAGAUGCAAUCAUGUGACAAGCAGCACGGUCUAAUUCCAACCCAUGUCCUCAUGAAAGCAAUAGUUUAUGGCAUAAGAGGUCUUCUAUAUAUACGACUAUAUCGAGUUUAGUAUAGUUUAUGACAAUAAAAACUGCUGCUUAUUAUUAUUAAUCUGAAUUAACUUCAAGUUUCCGAGACCAGAGAGGAGGAGAUGAAUUACGCAUUUGGGAGAGAAAGUGGUUUCAUCAACAGCCAGCCGUCGCUCGCAGAGUGCCUGACAUCUCUCGCCAACCCUGUCGGUGAUGCAUUUCAAAGUUCAUCAAUCAAGAGCUCGGCGCUUUCACAGUCGACACUGAUUCCUCCUCCUUUUGAUGAGCACACCACCAUCAUCCACGGCCUGAACCCGGCCGUCCACCACCCACGCCACAGCCACAGCAGCCGCUCCAAGCAGCCGCUGCAGGCUGCAUCCAGGCUGCACCCGGAGUACCCGUGGAUGAAGGAGAAGAAAAGCAUCAAGAGAAACCACACUGCUGCUGCUGCUGAAACUACUGACUCCUCACCACUCUACUUCUCCCCCCAAGGUUCACCAGAGGUGCCAGAUGUUGGAGUUGGUGUCGGUGAUGGUGGUGGAGGCGCAUCAUCCAGGAGGUUGAGGACCGCGUACACCAACACCCAACUCCUGGAACUGGAGAAGGAGUUUCAUUUCAACAAAUACCUGUGCAGACCGAGGCGAGUGGAAAUAGCCGCUCUGCUGGAUUUAACUGAGAAGCAGGUGAAGGUGUGGUUCCAGAACAGGAGGAUGAAGCACAAGAGGCAGACCCACUGCAAGGAGAACCGGGACAGUGAGGGCAAAUACGCGGACGAGUUGGAGCAGGAGGAGGAGGACAGCAGCCUGGAGAGGGAGAGCUAUUUCCACCAGAAUACCUUAACUUCACAACCGUGUCACAACGGGCACAAUGGGGACAACCAAAGCCCUUUGAACAGCAAUGAGAAAAAUCUGAAACAUUUUGCGCCCACUGUUCCUAUCUGCGUGUCAACAAUAGGCCCGGAGGACAAUGAUCAUUCCCCGGGUUUGGACGUCUCUUUGCAGGAUUUCCAAGUUUUCUCAUCCUCCUCCUCUUUCUCACCAAGUUUGUCAGAUUCGGCACAAAGUCCCCUGUCUUUAUCAUCCGACACGUUUGACCUUUUCUCAGAAACACUCACAACAAUCGACCUGCAAAACUUGAGCUAUUGAAAUUAAACCCAACAUGUUUUUUUUUAAAAUUGAAUUCAGACACUUGUUUUAUACUCAGUUUUUAGUGUUAAUAGAUCUCACAAAUAAGGUAAGUUAAAGCAAAAAACAACAAAGCUAUUUAGCCUAGUUUAUUCCAUUAUAGGCUGCGAGAGGAAGAGUUUAUUUUUUUAUAUGGAUUGAGACUUAUAACUGAGCAGAAUAUUUUUUCUUGAAAUAAAACUUUGCAUUGAUUGGAAAA